Messenger RNA from Drosophila elegans, 1395 nucleotides. RefSeq lists its product as uncharacterized. The coding region runs from base 72 to 1358 and encodes 428 amino acids. The transcript is spliced from 4 exons. Lineage: Eukaryota; Metazoa; Arthropoda; Insecta; Diptera; Drosophilidae. The record is from RefSeq and is a predicted model, not a curated record.
GCAGAAUUUAGUUCCAAACUAUCAACCUGCGGAAGAGGUUGUGUUAGCCAAAUUCAAACGAUAGCAGAAAAAUGACUGACAACGACGAAAUCGUGAACCCCAAUGAGAAUCUUAUUAUUCCCGAUUGGAUCAACGAGAAAUACUUUACGGGUGUGCUGGAAAAGGAUGAACCAGAUCAUGCCAAAGUAUUAAAAUUUACAACAGUUGCUGCCAUUAAGCCGGGCGAGAACUUCACCUCGACCAUGCUGAGGUCUUAUAUAAAAUUGGAAAUGAAAGAUGGAAGUGUCAAGACCAAGACUUAUAUCUUCAAAACGAUGCUGCCCGAAGAGCGCGGAGGCAACGACAUCACCGAGUUCGGGUUGUUUCCCAAGGAGGCCAAGAUGUACGACACGUACCUCCCAGCGUUCGAGGACCUCUACAAGAAGGCCGGAUGGGACAUUCAAUUGGCGCCCAAAUGUCUGCUCACUGAGGAGCGUGAAGGGAAUAUCCACUUCAUCUUCGAGGAUCUGUGUGUGAAGCGAUUCGGGAACAUUGAUCGCACAAAAGGACUGGACAUGGAGCAUAUGACUGCAUUUCUGCAUAAGUUGGCCGAGUACCAUGCAGCCAGUGCGGUUUAUGAGGAACUGCAAGGUCCCUAUCCCAGUGAAUUCCACGAGGGAUUUGUCAAGCGAGAUUUGAAAAAAUUCCACGUUGAUGGUUUCAAACAAAAAGAGAAAGCCUACAAGAAGGCAAUGCUUUCGUGGGGCAUGAAAGAAGCAGAGAAAUACGUGAAGGAAUUUCCCACUGCCGAUCAGUAUUGGGCCCAAUGCUUAAGCACCUUGGACUUGGAUCCCACUGAAUUCCAUGUACUCAACCAUGGCGACUUUUGGUCCAGCAACAUGAUGACCAGCUAUCUGCCGAACGGAAGUCUCGACCAGCUCAUCCUCAUCGACUUUCAGUUAGUCAAAUGGGGCAGUCCUGCCAUGGAUCUGCUCUUUUUCCUCACACUCUCGCCCGAACACGAUUUGCGUAUCAAGGAGUUCGACCACUUUGUAAGGAUCUACUGGGAACGUCUGAUCGAGUGCCUCAAGGUGUUGAAACUGAAACAGCCUUUGCCCAAACUACGCGAUCUGCAAAACUCUAUAAACAAGAAGCAAAAUUCGUUUUACGCUGUCUUUAGCAUUACAAAUCACCUGCCCAUAAUUCUCUUUCCCACCGAUAAAGACAGCAAUCUGCACAAUAUAACUGCUGAAACAAAAGAGGGCGAAAAUCUUAGGCUGCGUCUGGUUUCUAAUCCCGCCUUUGGAAAUGUUAUGAAGGAUCUAUAUCCAUUUUUAUAUAACAGAGGUAUUUUAAACUUUGAAGAUUAUGUCGUGUAAUAUUCGUUAUUCUCUUAACUGGCAAUAAAGUUUAGAC